CUUAAAAUGGGACGGAGGGAGAAGUAUUUUUACAACAAGUAAAAACAUCCUCAACAUACGGCCAUCCUCAACUCUGUCGACAACGUCGUCGACAAUCUCAGUUCUCUAAUCAGGACUCAGGUCCGCCACUCCGCCAGCCCGGGACACAGCCGAUUCAGCGACGCCGGAUACGCCCACGCUGCGGUCCAGUCCGGGACGCCAACCUCUUGGCCUUUUACAACUCCAAUUAUCUCUGCAAUUUUAAUUUUUAAGGUAAGGACUAUCAUGAUGAUGAGUAAACGGAGGAAUAAAGAUAUUGAUGAUGAUGCUUGGGCUGAUCUUCAUAUCGACCUAUUACGUGCAGUGGGGAAGCAUGUUGAUCAUUAUGAUGACUAUGUUAGGAUGCAAGCAGUUUGUAAAGAAUGGAAACGUAAACUCCCAAAGUAUCCAAAGCAUUUAAAAAAUCUAUGGCUGGGGUUCGUCUAUGAGGGUAAUCCUUUCUAUAGUGUUGGGGAGGAGAAACUGUAUUCCUCCAAAAUGGUGGAGGGUAUGCGCAAUAAGGUGGUCAGAGGGUCAUAUGGAAAUUGGUUGGUCACAAUUGGAAUUAAAGAUGGAGAAAUUGAAAUGCUCAAUCCAUUCACAAGAGCUCAGGUCAGCGGACUACUUCCACCAGUGUCAACAGUUCCAGAGAUAAUUCUCUAUGACCCAGGAAAUCAUAACAAGGAAUACACCGUCAAGGAACGCCUUAAUGAAAUUGGCGAUGGGUAUCACCCUGUUGUUUGGCCCCAGGCAUGGAUGCAUAAAUACUAUUUCUCUAAGAUUGUUUUGUCUUCUGCUCCUCAGCAGGAUGAAGGUUUUAUGGCGGGGGCUAUGAUUCUUUAUGGUACUUUUGGCAGGUUGGCUUAUUGUCAAAUUGGUGGCAGUGAUAAAUGGGUCGAUAUUGGAUCCAAUAAUUCUGCAAAACCUGUAUACCGGGAUGCCAUAUUUCAUAGACCAGGAAAUAAGAAGAUGAUGAUCUAUGCCGUGAACACUUUUGUGGAGUUGUGUGUAAUUGACCCUGAAUCAGGUAAUGUGGUGAGUAAGGCUGCACCACCUAUUGUAGUCAGGGACUACUUUCACCCUCUAAGGAACUACAUGUAUGUGGUUCAUACCCCGCAAUAUAGCGUGAUACUGGUAGUAAGGCAUCUGGAGGGUUAUCGGACCACUAAAUUUGACAUGUUCAAGAGAAUAGAUGAUGAUACUAUUAACAAUGAGGGAUGGUCUAGGGUGAACGAUUUGGGAGAUUAUGUCUUGAUGCUUGGACUUAAUUCUUCGGCAUGUUUGCUACCCCAUGGUUUCCCAGACACAAAAGGAAAUCGCAUUUACUACACAAAUGAUAAGAUGCGAUUCGGAAUUAGGUUUAAUGAUUAUGAUAUUGGCUAUUUCAGUGUGAAAGAUGGAACCACUCAUCAGAUAGUUCCCUGCUCUCUUCUUACUUCUCUCCAUUCUGAUCUUGUCCCUCCUGCCCCCUUUUGGCUUAUAUAUAAUCACUAGUUUCGCGAACUGCCUUAUUUGAUAGGAAAUUGCCCUAUAAGAAUUGUAUAUAGCAUUAAUAUUAGGACAUGUUCUCUUUUAUAUGAAUUUUAAAUGAACUGUAUUAUUACCAAA
Messenger RNA from Cuscuta epithymum, 1626 nucleotides. NCBI's taxonomy places the organism in Eukaryota, Viridiplantae, Streptophyta, Magnoliopsida, Solanales, Convolvulaceae. The record is from the annotation of a GenBank genome assembly.